CCUCAUUGGAAACAUGGACGCCUUCUUUGGAACAUGGAAAUUCGUCAAAAAAGUGAACUUUGAUGAAUUUAUAAAAGCAGUCGGUGCAAAACUACCCGAUGAUUCUAAUCUAACUGAGACUGUUUCCAAAGAGGGGGACAAUUUUGUCUGGACAACAAAGAGAGGCCAACAUGCCACAGAAAUUAAGUUCCAACUGGAUAAAGUAUUCAAUGAUGGUACCAUAGAGGGGAGACAAUGUUUCAGUACCAUAAGCCUUAAGGGAAACCAACUGGUACAGGUGAAGAAAUGGGGUAGAAAAGAAAGCACAAUUAUCCGUGAGGUUAACGGGAAAAACAUGACAAUGACUGUGAAAUUUGGUGGUGUUCAAGGACAACGCAUUUAUGAGAAAGUUUAAUCAUUAAUCAGUGAUGAAAUCGUUAAAGCUUCUUUGUGAUGAAGUUAUCUGAAUAAUUUAAUCAUUAGUAAGAUAUCAGUGUG
This is a messenger RNA of Tachysurus vachellii, 477 nucleotides long. RefSeq names its product fatty acid-binding protein, brain-like. The transcript is spliced from 4 exons. The record is from RefSeq and is a predicted model, not a curated record. Lineage: Eukaryota; Metazoa; Chordata; Actinopteri; Siluriformes; Bagridae. Bases 14 to 394 code for a protein of 126 amino acids. Gene Ontology annotation, biological process: fatty acid transport. Gene Ontology annotation, molecular function: fatty acid binding. Gene Ontology annotation, cellular component: cytosol; nucleus.